CAAUUUGGCGGCCAUUUUGAUAUGCAAAUUAGAAGGUCAAAAACUCAAAAUUUCGCUUGGGAACCAUUUUUUUUGGACUCAGCACACUUGAAAUAUGUAAAGUAGGCAGGUUCCCGACUUGUACCCAUAAAUGCUCCUCACUUCUUAUAGAAGGCCUUUUUUCUGAAAUCCGUCUAGAUUAUAUCAUCAUAAGCCGUUUUAGGCUUCUAAGCUCUUUUGUACAAUGUUCACUUUUCCUUACUUUGUAGGGCCACGGGGCAAUCGCACCGAGCACUAUUUGUUCUGUCCUUCAGGCAUUUAAGUUAAUUUUCAUGCUUUUAAUUUGGUAUACUUUCAAUUUCAUUUAGACUCUUAUUUUGACAUUUGUUUACUAAGCUAAAACAGGAAGCAGACGCCAUCUUGAAUUCCUCACGUUAGAAUUACGUGAGAAACGGCAGACUUGUUAAGGACACAGAUGUCAGUAAGCCAGUGAAAAGUCAUCCUGCCUGUUGAUUCCCCAGCAGAAGCAUCGCAUGUAUGUAUUUGAUCUUUGCUCUGACUGAGUUAACUUUUAAGCAUAUUGAUUUCAUGCCGUAAAAGUAAUGUUCAUGAAAGCUAGAUGGCUUAUCUAAUUUCAGUAUUUUACUGUUUGUUUCCUAGUUUCACUCUCUCGUUGCAUCUGUAUGGAUUCAGUACAAUGUGAAGAAAAAUAAAUCUACAAACAAAGAACUCAGGGUUUCUUCAUGUUCAUGAAUAGAGAGAGUUUAGCUCACUGUUUAGUUGGAGUUGCUACACCUCAAUGAGAACAGUACACUAGUUGUUAUACUACUUGUUAUACUGUGGAUUUUUUCUUCUUCCUCUUCCGGACACAAUUUCGUCCCGCUACUAGUCCUGCAAACAAACAAAUUAUAUAUCAAAACGUGCGGUUUGAUGGGGAUCGGUGUGCUAUUACUUUUUAAAAGAACAACAGUGUACACACACCGGCAGUAGCCCCCGUGGCCCUUUCAGAAUUUCCCCAGAUGAAAUUUUCUAGUUAUUUUUAUUAUUAUUAUAUAUCUAUAGUAGGCCAAUAUUGUCCCAUAAUAUCAUCCUGUAUUGGCCUUCAUGAUGUCCAUUAAUUCAUGAUGAUGAAUAGUGAGAUGAUCUCUUAUGUGAUACGGAUCAUCAGUAAAUUCAGAGGGGCAACGCACUUCUUGCAGUUAGUGGAAAUAAUUAUAAUUUUUUUUAAUGGAAGCUUUGACUGCGUCACUGUUGCUAAUCAGUUCAACCAGAGCUACUUGUCAGUUCACAGCUCCAGAGAAGUUCAUCAAUUGAUAAUUUGACAUCCUGUCAACUUGCUGAAAGUGCAAAAUGGAACAUGUCCUGAUCCUGCUCCUCCUCCAGAGUUUGGAAGAGCUGGGUCGUGAGAGUCUAGAGAAGUUCAAGUGGUUCUUGAGCCAGAAUGUGUUGGAAGGAUUACCACCCAUCCCAAGGUCACGGCUGGAGCACGCUGACAGAAUGGAGACUGUGGGUUGCCUGGUGCAAUGUCAUGGUGAAAAUGCUCUGAAGACCACAUUGGACAUUUUCAUAAUGAUGAAUGAAAAUGAACUUGCCUUCACAUUAACUCAAGCCAAAAGACGUUUUCAUGAGCCUUUGUCCUCUACUGCAAGAGAGACACAGAGAGAUGCAGAUUCUCAGGCUCUUUCUUGUCAAAUUUGCAAAGACAUUUUCACUGAGCCUGUGACGCUGGUGUGUGGCCACAGCUUCUGCAGGACCUGCCUGCACAAACACUGGAGGUGGAAAAUCUGUGGGAAAUGUCCAGUUUGUCCACAAGUUAAGCAGACCGAGACUGAGCCUCAGAUUAAUUUGGCUCUGAAGAGUUUGAGUGAAAACUACAGAAAAAGAAGCGGCCACGGAAAUAACAUCAUAUCAGAAACUGCUCCCAGUAUUCAGGCUGUGGUUCAUCAUCUCCAACCCAACAACACCGCUCAGAAUGGAGCCUGUGUGGUCAACCCCAACAUCGUUGGUAGUACCAUUAACACCUUAAACAUCAGAGUCAUAAUGGGCCAAGAGUCUUUUUAUACAUCAGAAGGAACAUUUAGCUGUGACACUGCAUACACCCGUGGCACUCUGCAGCCCCAAAAUCGGGAUUGGUUCAACAACUCCACGACACAGCACCGUCUCUUCUUCCAUAGGCCUGAAUCUACAUCUUUGGGAAAAGCUAUAGCCUUCAAUAAAACUACAGUCGGGGAGUUCUUCGAUGAACUGGCUAAAGUGAUGGACAGGUAUAAAUUCCGUCCAAACAUGAUUUAUAAUGUUGGAAAAACUGAUGUCACUACUGUGCCGACAUCAAUGCAGCUGGUAGCUGUAAAAGAAAAGAAGCAAGUGCACCCCAUCACAUCGGCUGACGGAGGAGAGCAUGUGACUGUAGUCUGUGCAGUCAAUGCUAUUGGGAACGCAGUCCCUCCCAUGUUCAUCUUUCCAGGGGUUCCAUACAACGACUAUUUUAUCACAGGAGCCCCUCCAGGAUCAAUCGGUGCCUCCACCACAUCUGGCUCCAUCAAUGAAGACACAUUUACUGACUUCCUUGAACAUCUGGUACAGCAUACCAACUGCUCCCCUGGCCACCCCAUACUGCUAAUUUUUGAUAACCACAAGUCCCACGUUUCACGGAGUGCAUUAUAUAUAGCAAAAAGAAAGGGAAUUGUUAUGCUAACAGUUCCACCCCACACAUCCCAUCACCUGCAGCCUCUUGACAAGAGGGUGUUUGGUCCAUUUAGGACCUAUUACAACAGUGCUCUUGAGGGUUGGAUAAGAUCUAACCCAGGCAAAACAGCCAGCAUAUACCAUAUCCCUGGAUGUGUGAAUGAAGCUUUCAUGUCAGCAAUGACAAUUCGGAAUAUCUCCUCUGGAUUCAGGGACACAGGGAUUUUCCCUUUCAACAGGGAUGUUUUCCCUGAUGAAGAGUUUGAACCAUCCGUGGUGUCAGACAGACCAAACCCUGAGCUGCAGUCUGCUGCUGCAGAUUCACCAUCCAUCACUGCUGAGCUGCCUGCACAUGCAUGUUCACCAAGUGGCACAGAUUCACAACACAGCCAUGCUGGAUAUGUGUCUGCUACUGAAAUUCACAUAUCCAAAAGUCAGCGGCCCAGGGAAAAAAAGAAAACGAUUGAUGCUCCCAUCCAACUUGACCACUUCACCACAACACACCAGCAAUUCACACAACACACCAGCAAUUCAUCACAACACGGUAGCAAUUCAUCACAACAUGCCAGCAAUUCACCACAACACACCAGCAAUUCACCACAAGAUGCCAGCAAUUCACCACAAGAUGCCAGCAAUUCACCACAACACGCCAGCAAUUCACCACAACACGCCAGCAAUUCAUCACAACACGCCAGCAAUUCACCACAACACGCCAGCAAUUCAUCACAACACGCCAGCAAUUCACCACAACACGCCAGCAAUUCAUCACAACACGCCAGCAAUUCACCACAACACGCCAGCAAUUCAUCACAGUACACCAGCAAUUCACCACAAGAUGCCAGCAAUUCACCACUACACGCCAGCAAUUCACCACAACACACCAGCAAUUCACCACAACACACCAGCAAUUCACCACAACAUGCUAGCAAAUCACCACAACACACCAGCAAUUCACCACAACACACCAGAAAUUCACCACAACAUGCUAGCAAAUCACCACAACACACCAGCAAUUCACCACAACACACCAGCAAUACACCACAACACACCAGCAAUUCAUCAUGACAUGAAUUGCCGGUGUGUUGUGGCGAAUUGCUGGAGUGUUGUGAACUGCUGUAGUGUUGUUGUGAAUUGCUGGCGUGUUGUGUGAAUUGCUGGUGUGGUUUGCACUUCAGGGCCACCGUAAGUAAGAGAGCUGUGAGGAUGAAAGAAGUGAACUCUGGAUAAUAGUUUUGUUCAGACCAUAGAAACGUUUUCAUACUUCUAUGAAUUGCCCUUUUUACGUCCACACCACAAGAACUUGCACUUUUCAGGGUGUCAAAAAAACAGCCCUGCUUUGUGAAGAUGCAUUUCCCAGCUGAGGGAUUUGAAUUUCUUUAGCUAGCUUCAGAAGUAAGAGAAUUUAGUCAACACAUAAAAGAACACUUUAUCUUUCAGUCUAUCACAAACAUUAAAAAUUGAACACAUUUGGAGAUACAUGGUUUUCACUGGACAAGAAAGGUAUGAAAUGUAAACUGCUGUGUCACCUUUCCCUGAUUGUGAGGGACCAAGUCAGUCAGCAAUGAGGACAACAGGUAGUAUAUUUAAAAAAAGGGUCUUUAUUUACUCAAAGUAUAAAGCAACAACAUUUUCAAACAAAAGUAAUGAAGAAUUGGGCCCAUGAAAGAGGUCAAACUUACAAAACUGUACAACCGUCAACUGAACAAACUUACAGAAGACAAACAGACCUUAUGACUAAGCACAAGAGGGAACUUAUAUAGUGGGUAAUCAGCCCAUACCAAACACAAGAGGGGGUUGACAAACAUUGAACAUGAAAGACAACAGCUAAUUUACCAACAAAGCAAAUCAGGAAAAUUAACUCAUUAAAAUAAACAAUCUAUACUAAUCAAACAAAAUGAAUGAGGCCAUCACACUAAUCAAUAUUCAAUAAAACACAGAGGACCGUUUCUGUUGAGCAACCUACUCCUGUCACUACAUUUAACAUCUAGAUGAUCAUUAUUGAAAAACAUCUGAAAAGGUCUUUAAUUAUUUAAUGUAUAACUCUUAAUGGAUUUCAUUGUAAUGCAUGUUGGGAGAAAAACUAUUUAAAUUGCACAUUUCUAUCACUUUUGUAUUAAUGCUUAGUCUUGAAAGUUUGGCAAAUUAUGCAGUGUUUAUUGUUAUGUUUUUCUUUUUUCAUGUCUUUAUAUUCAAUGGAAUGAAUCAUAAGCCGUUUUAGGCUUCUAAGCUCUUUUGUACAAUGUUCACUUUUCCUUACUUUUUAGGGCCACGGGGCAAUUGCACCGAAUCGAGCACUGUUGUUAUACUGUGGAUUUUUUCUUCUUCCUCUUCCGGACACAAUUUCGUCCCGCUACUAGUCCUGCAACUCUUUGAGUUAUAUAUCAAAACGUGCGGUUUGAUCGGGAUCGGUUUGCUAUUACUUUUCUCUAUGGAAUAUGAAUUUUUCUGCAAAACCGCAAAAUUUUGUUUGAAGUGAAUGGGACGGCCGGAAAAAAAAAGAGCGAAAAAGAACAAUAAUUGGAGAUUUUCAAACGUCUACUUCUCUGGCAUAAUUUCACCUAGAGACUCCAUUUAAACUUUAAACAGUAGACACAAGUCUUGUGUAGUGAUGUAUUAAUCCACGUUUUGAUAGGUCAUAUAGCUUUUUAUCAAUCCCUGUUCAAUGAUCAUGAUCUUUUUUGGAGAAAUUCUGAGAUUAUAAUGGGUGUGUAUUGCAUGGAAUGUUCGUGUCAGAAUGUGUGACAUCAUUGCUCAGUGUGUAGAGCAGGGAUGGGCAACUGGAGGCCUGGGGGCCGCAUACGGCCCGCACCCUCACUUGAAGUGGCCCUUAGUACAACUACAUACAUUUGCAGUGUAAAAAUGCACAAAAUUACUUCUUGCAAUUAAUGUUGGUCUGCUGUUCUUGCACUGAAAAAAAUAAAGAAAUCACAGUCAGUGGUUAUUUUUUAUUUGCUUCAAACCUUUUGUAUUCCUUAUUAUACUGUUAUACAUGCAUUUGAGCAUGAAAUAUGUUAAGUUACUGCACUGCUAACAUAUUUAAAAUUGCAGUUUCAACAUUUCAUCAAGUGCACGGUCCUAUAUAUGGCACUGUGGUAGAGUCGAUGAAAAAUUGUGCAAAAUUGUACUCCAGCAUUUAAGUUGGCCAUCCCUGGUGUAGAGGGAGAGGAAAAAUUGUCAAAAAAUAAAUUUGAAAACUGCGCACCAGGCCGCAAAUUCCACUUACAGAGCUAUUUCUUCAUUUUUCUUCACAAAAAACUAUGUAGCUGUUCAGGAAGAACUCAGGACGCUCAAAAUGAAGUAAGAUCAAUGAUCCAAUGAUGCUUCACACACACACACACACACACACACACACACAUGCUCCAGAUACACAUGUUUUACACACAUACACAUUUUGAGGUUGAAAGGGCAUAGGUAACUGUUUAAAUAAAUAGUUGAAAAGGAAUGCUUGUUGUAGGUGUGCUCCUUGUAUAUUAUAUAGUAUCAUAACAUUACUAGUAUUAAUUGUUUGAAAUCUCUGAAGAAUCAGCCGGCAG
Messenger RNA from Centropristis striata (black sea bass), 6197 nucleotides. RefSeq lists its product as uncharacterized. The record is from RefSeq and is a predicted model, not a curated record. Gene Ontology annotation, molecular function: DNA binding; metal ion binding. The transcript is spliced from 7 exons. NCBI's taxonomy places the organism in Eukaryota, Metazoa, Chordata, Actinopteri, Perciformes, Serranidae. Bases 1330 to 3729 code for a protein of 799 amino acids. Gene Ontology annotation, cellular component: nucleus.